UUGGGGGCGGGAGCAGAGCUGCAAAAACAAAAUGGGAUACAUUCCUUUUAGCCUAUGAACAAAACACAACCCGUCCCUCCCUCAGGUAAACCCAGCCUGCGCCUAAUCAACUUGCUGCAAACUUCUAGAAAGAACGUUAUUCAAACGGUAGAGAUUCACAACAAUGGAGAAUUUUCAAUACACCCGCGACAAUGUCCCACUGCAAAUCCAAACCGAUAACUACGAGCGGCUGAGAGAAGAUCGGGGGGUAUGCAGCCCCGCGGUGGUGAACAUGGGUCCUCCUGUAUACCCCCAGGUUCGGGAUCACAUUGUUUGGUCAAUUUUUAACACCAUCUAUAUGAACUUCUGCUGUUUGGGAUUCGCAGCCCUGCUUUUCUCAAUCAAGUCGAGAGACAGGAAAGUUGUGGGAGAUCUGGAGGGAGCUCGCCACUAUGGGUCUACUGCACGCUGCCUCAAUGUGACUGCCCUGGUCUUGACCAUCCUCACCUUCCUCAUUAUGAUUAUUCUGCUUGCUGUUGGAGUCCUUCAGAUCUACAAUAUUGCCAGGCAAGAAGCCCAGGACCAGCAUAACCUGUUCCAAGGAAAUGGAAAGUAAAGAAAGAAGGCAGGAACAAAAUUACUAGUUUCAGCUGACUUGCAGCUAAAAGUUUUCCUGCAGCACAAGUUUUUGUAAUAGUAUCUUUGCUUUUUUUAAAAUGUUUUUUUGUAAUGUUUGUUUUCACACUUCAGUAAGAAAAAAUAAGUCCAGCUUUUAAAUUCUCAACAUGGUUUUCCAUUGUAUUUUUAGGGAGGGUCGGGAAUCGCAUCCAUUUUGUUCUGUUGCUAUGGGUGACUAGGGGUAGUGGCUGUCGUAUGAUGUUAACGUAGUUCUUUUUAUCAAGUUUCUACAGUGAAUCCUUUUCUUUCAUUAUUUUGACUAUAAUGACCACAUUAUUUACUACUUUAACAUUUUUUUUGAGUACUGACAUAAGUUUAAGCAGCAAUACCUAUUCUUUGGUAACUUGUGAAUUUCUAAUUAUACCUGGUGCCAUUAGUCAAAAUAUAAUUAAUAUCUUUCACUUAGAAGUACAGUAGUUUAAAAUGUUGAGGCAAUUGAUUUGAGCUGAACUUUUGAAUUUAAAAUCUUUAAAUAUAUAUGAAAAAAAACAGGAAAAUAACAUUAAAUGCAAAUAACAAUCAAUGCACACAGCUUGAACAAUGUAUGAAUACAAUUGCAAGUAAAUAAAUAAGUACAUAGAUAAAAAAAA
Molecule: messenger RNA, 1247 nt
Organism: Polyodon spathula (Mississippi paddlefish)
Lineage: Eukaryota; Metazoa; Chordata; Actinopteri; Acipenseriformes; Polyodontidae
Product: dispanin subfamily A member 2b-like
Exons: 2
Coding region: 164-595 (143 amino acids)
Cellular component (GO): plasma membrane
Source: RefSeq, a predicted model, not a curated record